GCUUCAGCCGUGGGGCGGAAGGAGGUGGAGGGGGCGGCGGCAGCGGCGGCGGCGGCGCUGGCGCCGCCCGAAGGCCCGGGUAUUAAAGCUGAGGACGUCCGGGGACCCGGCAGCGGCGGGCAGCGUGCGGCACGCUGCGCGCCGGCCCCAGGGAGCAGCAGGCAUGGUGUCCCAGGUGCUGCAGCUGCUCCGGCAGGGUGUGUGGGCCGCGCUCACGGGGGGCUGGUACCACGACCCGGAGCAGAGCAAGUUCACCAACAGCUGCCACCUCUACCUGUGGCUGUUCCUGCUGCUGCUGCCCCUGACCCUGCACCUGGCUUUUCCUCCACACGCCAUCACUGUCUUUCUUUACUGCAGUUCAGUGACCAUACUCUUCACUGUCAUCAAAGUGGUCAGUUACCGCCUCCACCUCAUGUUUGAUAAAGGGGAAGUGAUUCAACAAAGGCCUUCCAGAAAGAAAGAAAAGCCCAGUAGAGACAAAGAGGCCAACAGUGAACAUGUAACCAACCACAAAAACCCAAGCAAUAACAGGCAGAUUAACAAUGGCAAGAAGGAACAGGCCCACCAGAACCUCUCUACGCCUCCUCUCCGCUGCAGCUCCAGGGGGCAAAGCAUACACUCUCAGCAAUCUUCUGGUGAUCCACUGGAGUUGCCAGCACAGGAAACAGUGGAAGAUCUCAAAGGUGUCGUUCUGUCAGAAGACCAACCUGUAGCUCCAGUGUCAUCUACCUCACCUGGUAUCAAAACAGAAAACUUACCUGCUUCUAAAGGGUUCAUGCCGGAAACCAUGACCACGUCAGCAAUGCCAUUGAAACCAGUUGUGGCAGAAACUCUUAUCAAUGAUAAAGGGAAAGAAAGGGGAGCCAAGGGGCAGCCCCCUUUCCGCCACAGAUCUGAGGGCGGCUUAGUGGAUAAAGAAGGCUCGAAGAAGUUGCCACACCUGUCUUUGUCUCAGUAUGACUUACUAGAAACAGACGUCUCCUUCCAGCCGUGGGGGAGUGAGAAUUCCGUCCUGAUUCCAGAACCUGCGAAUUACGCCCAGGGCUCCAUAAGGGAACAGUUGCAAAGCAUGUCGCCUCAGGACAGCCUGAGCAGUAGCUGCCCUCAGUGUAACACGGUCAUCGCCAAAGCUGAGCACAGACCAGUGGAUGCUUCCUGGCAGGUGGACCCGCCCUUGAACCAGGAAGUGGACUACUCAGAUAGUGAGGUAGCUGUUACUCUUAUUGACACUUCUCAGCCUGGAGAUCCACUGAGUCUGCAUGAACCCAUUAAAAUUGUCAUCACCAUGAGCAGUACCCAGAACUCCCUGACAGACUUGGAAAGCUCGCUCCACCUGAAGGUCAUUAGCACUGAGAGAACUGGUUUAAAGUCUGAUGCUGAGCUGGCUACCCCAGGGGUGGCCAGUCCUGCAAACGUGGAGCAGAUGAGAAUUCCUGUCAUCACCCUCGAGCUGUCUGAGGAUGGAGGAGGAGACGUUGUUUGUCCUGAAGACAAUGGAAGUGAAAGGACUCCAGAGAGACUGACGGUGGAGGCAUCCUCCAAUCAGUGCUCUGGCUAUGAAUCUGGGGACGGGGGAAAGGCCACCAACGACUAUGGUCCUUCCCCAGGAGACCAGUGUGAAACAACACCCCCGCUCACACCUAACAUGGUCUUUGAGUCUGAAGCGGGAAGGGAAGGCCAGGCUAACCUUAACCCAUCAUCUUGUAAGACCAGUCAUGAAAAGAGACAUGCCCGGGUCCUCAGUGUUGACAGUGGGACAGACGUCUUCUUGUGCAAAAGUUCCCCAGAAAUCACCAACGAGAAAGAGAAAACAAUACCAACUUCCAAAUCUGAUCUCGAGGCAAAGGAAGGACAAAUACCAAAUGAAUCCAACUUCUUGGAAUUUGUCUCCCUGUUAGAAUCAAUUAAUACUUCCAAGAUGGUGGCCUCUGACCAAAGGCAUGGGUCAGCAGAGGGGAACAGAGAAAGGGGGCUGCUCAGAGAUGACUGCUCCCAGGAGAAAAAGGAGGAAAUCUUGGAAAGUGAAAAGCCCAAUGGAGGUAAUUCCAAGCAAGGAAAACCAGACAUGCAGAGUCAAGACCACACCAGCGCCAGCCCCGUGCUCAAUGAGCCUGCCAAGGUCACAACCCUUUUCCAGGGCAAUAGACAAAGACAAAUAAUCUACAGGGUAACUUCCCAACAAGAUAGUUCUGUCUUGCAAGUCAUCAGUGGGCCAGAAACAUCUGUGCAAGACGAGAUUUCUGUGGACGCUAUGCAUGUCUUCAUCGAUGAACAUGGGGAAAUUAGAUCCUGUUAUUUAAAGUCUGGAAAUCAGAAAGAAGACCCUUUACAGCAUCAGCCAUCAAAUUAUGAUGGUUUCUCUCCUGCUCGAGAGAUGCAGAUCAAUUCCUCCAGUACCACAACUUCUGAGAGUCAAGAUCCUUCUUCCGGGGACCCUGCAGUCAGUGCACUUCAACAACAGCUGUUACUAAUGGUGGCUCGGAGGACACAGUCAGAAACCCCACGGCAUGUAAGUCAGGAUCUGGAAGACUCAUCAUGUUCUUCGACACAAGGAAAAUUUAACCGAGAACAGUUUUACAAAUUCAUCAUUUUCCCUGGCAAGUGGAUUAAAGUCUGGUAUGAUCGACUUACCUUGUUGGCGUUACUUGAUCGAACUGAAGAUGUCAAGGAAAAUGUGCUGGCGAUUUUACUCAUCGUCCUGGUUUCCCUACUGGGAUUUCUGACCUUGAACCGAGGCUUUUGCAAAGACAUGUGGGUGCUCCUCUUCUGCCUGGUCAUGGCCAGCUGCCAGUAUUCCCUGUUAAAGAGUGUCCAGCCUGACCCCGCCUCGCCAAUACAUGGACACAACCAAAUCAUAACAUAUAGCAGACCAAUCUAUUUUUGUGUGCUGUGUGGCCUUAUUUUGCUUCUUGAUACAGGGGCCAAAGCCAGGCACCCUCCCUCUUACGUUGUCUAUGGCCUGAAGCUCUUCUCUCCAAGGUCCCUCCAAUCAGCUAGGGACCUCUUAAUAGUAUUUUUGUAUUGCUUCCCUGCAAUUUCCCUCCUCGGGCUCUUCCCGCAGAUCAACACUUUCUGCAUUUAUCUUUUGGAACAAAUCGACAUGCUGUUUUUUGGAGGUUCUGCUGUUUCUGGGAUGACGUCGGCCAUUUACAGCGUGGCUCGGAGUGCCGCGGCUGCCGCCCUGCUCCACGUGUUCUGCUUCAGCGCAGUGAAGGAACCGUGGAGCACACAGCACAUCCCAGCGCUGUUCUCAGCCUUCUGUGGCCUGUUGGUUGCACUUUCCUUCCAUCUGAGCCGUCAGAGCAGCGACCCCUCUGUGCUCCUGUCCUUUAUUCAUUGCAGAUUGUUUUCUAAAUUUUUACACCAAAAUCUGGAAGAGUUGGCUGCAGACCCUCUCCCCAAGAAGAUGAAAGAUUCAGUGAGGGAGAUCUUAAAGUCGGAUCUCAUUAUCUGCUCGGUGGCUGCUGUUCUGUCAUUUGCAAUCAGUGCCAGCACUGUGUUCCUGUCCUUGCGACCCUUCCUCAGCGUCGUGCUGUUUGCCCUGGCUGGCGCUGUGGGAUUUGUGACCCAUUACAUGCUGCCUCAGCUCCGCAAGCACCAUCCGUGGAUGUGGAUUUCACACCCCGUGCUUAAAAACAGAGAGUACCAGCAGCGGGAAGUGCGAGAUGUCGCCCAUUUAAUGUGGUUUGAAAGACUCUAUGUUUGGCUUCAGUGUUUUGAAAAAUAUAUCUUGUACCCAGCAAUAAUUUUGAAUGCCCUCACUAUUGAUGCAUUUUUAAUAAGCAAUUACCGGAGGCUUGGUACCCACUGGGACAUUUUUCUGAUGAUCAUCGCCGGCAUGAAGCUGUUGCGGACGGCUUUCUGUAACCCAGUUCACCAGUUUAUCCACUUGAGCUUUACUGUAAUCUUUUUCCAUUUUGACUACAAAGAUAUUUCAGAGAGUUUCUUACUGGAUUUCUUCAUGGUGUCCAUUUUAUUUAGCAAGCUCGGGGACCUGCUUCACAAGUUACAGUUCGUCAUGACGUAUGUGGCUCCUUGGCAGAUGGCUUGGGGUUCUUCAUUUCAUGUGUUUGCUCAGCUCUUUGCAAUCCCGCAUUCUGCCAUGCUUUUCUUUCAGACGUUUGCCACGUCCAUCUUUUCUACUCCAUUGAGCCCGUUUCUCGGGAGUGUCAUUUUCAUCACCUCGUAUGUCAGGCCAGUGAAAUUCUGGGAGAAGAACUACAAUACAAGGCGUGUGGAUAAUUCCAACACAAGACUGGUUGUCCAAAUUGAAAAAGAUCCAGGGAACGAUGACAACAAUCUCAAUUCCAUCUUUUACGAGCACUUGACCAGGGCCCUCCAGGAGUCCCUGUGUGGAGACUUAGUUCUUGGUCGAUGGGGUAACUACAGCUCUGGCGAUUGCUUUAUUUUGGCUUCCGAUUACCUCAAUGCUUUUGUUCACCUGAUUGAAAUCGGCAAUGGUCUUGUCACCUUUCAACUUCGAGGAUUGGAAUUCCGAGGAACCUACUGCCAGCAGAGAGAGGUGGAAGCCAUCAUGGAAGGGGACGAGGAUGACAGAGGCUGCUGCUGCUGCAAACCGGGCCACUUGCCCCACCUGUUGUCCUGCAAUGCCGCCUUUAACCUCCGCUGGCUCACCUGGGAGAUCACACGCACGCAGUACAUCCUGGAGGGCUACAGCAUCAUUGACAACAACGCGGCCACCAUGCUGCAGGUGUUUGACCUCCGAAGGAUCCUCAUCCGAUUCUACAUCAAGAGUAUAAUAUACUUUAUGGUGACAUCCCCCAAACUCCUCUCCUGGAUCAAAAAUGAACCACUCCUGACGUCCCUGCAGCCUUUCACCAAGUGGCAUUACAUUGAGCGUGACCUUGCGAUGUUCAACAUUAACAUCGAUGAUGACUAUGUCCCCUGUCUCCAGGGGAUAACACGAGCCAGCUACUGUAAUGUUUAUCUAGAGUGGAUUCAGUACUGUGCACAGAAAAGACAAGAGUCUUCGAAGAACCUGGACAGUGACGAGGACUCUCCUUUAGUGACUCUGUCCUUUGCCCUCUGUAUCCUGGGGAGGAGAGCUCUGGGAACGGCUGCUCACAAUAUGGCCCUCAGCCUGGAUUCUUUCCUGUAUGGUCUUCACACCCUCUUCAAAGGUGACUUUAGAAUAACAGCACGAGACGAGUGGGUAUUUGCUGACAUGGACUUACUGCAUAAAGUUGUCGCCCCAGCUAUCAGGAUGUCCCUGAAGCUUCACCAGGACCAGUUCACUUGUCCUGAUGAGUAUGAAGACCCAGUGGUCCUCUAUGAGGCCAUCCAGUCUUUUGAGAAGAAAGUGGUGAUCUGCCAUGAGGGUGACCCGGCCUGGAGGGGCGCGGUGCUCUCCAACAAGGAGGAGCUGCUCACCCUGCGGCACGUGGUGGACGAGGGUACCGAUGAGUACAAGGUCAUCAUGCUCCACAGAAGCUUCCUGAGCUUCAAGGUGAUCAAGGUUAACAAAGAAUGUGUCCGAGGACUCUGGGCCGGGCAGCAGCAGGAGCUCAUAUUCCUUCGCAACCGCAACCCAGAGCGUGGCAGCAUCCAGAACAAUAAGCAGGUCCUACGAAACUUGAUUAAUUCCUCCUGUGAUCAGCCCCUGGGGUACCCCAUGUACGUCUCCCCCCUAACCACAUCCUAUCUAGGGACCCACAGGCAGCUGAAGAACAUCUGGAGCGGGCCGGUCACGUUGGACAACAUCAGGACGUGGUUCCUAACCAAGUGGUUAAGAGUGAGGAAGGACUGCGAUGCUGGCCAGCACCACGGGGGCAACAUUGAAGAUGUGGAUGGAGGGGGGGCCCCACCAGGGGGCCCACCUGCAGGUGGCAGCAAUGCCCCGAGUGCUGACAGCCAGGAGAGCAGCACAGAACAGCCCAGAAAAGCUGGGACUCACCACUGGUCACCUCAUGCAAGGACACGGAGGACAGGGAGGAGGAAAGGCAGGAGUCAGUCUGUCCAGGCACCAGGGGCGUUAGGCCAACGGCCACCCAUUCUGAGCUCGUCUGGCCCGAACUUAGAAAGCCACCAGGCCUUCCUCCAGACAUCCACGUCAGUCCACGAGCUAGCCCAGAGGCUCUCGGGCAGCCGGCUCUCCUUACACACCUCGGCCGCGUCCCUGCACUCGCAGCCCCCACCUGUCACGACCACCGGCCACCUGAGUGUCCGCGAGCGGGCCGAGGCGCUCAUCAGGUCCAGCCUGGGCUCGUCCACCAGCUCCACCCUGAGCUUCCUCUUUGGCAAGAGGAGCUUCUCGAGUGCUCUCGUCAUUUCUGGACUCUCUGCCGCGGAGGGGGGCAACACCAGUGACACUCAGUCGUCCAGCAGCGUCAACAUCGUGAUGGGCCCCUCGGCCAGGGCAGCCAGCCAGGCCACACGGCACUUCUCGGAGCCAUGUGAACCCACUGAGGCCACCGAGGAGGGACAGCUUCACGACCACCGCCUGGCUGAGGCCCUGGCAGAGACCCUCGGGAUGAUCUGCAGAAGAGCAAGCCAGGAGGACAUGGGCCUAGAUGACACGGCUUCCCAGCAGAGUGCUUCUGAUGAGCAGUAGGGAGCCCGAGGCCGGGAGGGACCCGCACACUCAGGGGAGGGAGUCCCCCACGGCCUCGCCUUUCUUUUUCUCCCUUGUGCUCCCCAAAAGUAAACCGAGCAAAUAUUGCCAUCCCUGGGAGGCCCUUCCUGUGGAGAAAUGAGAGCUGCUGGAGAAAACAGAAUAACUUUAUCUCAGGUUCUUGAAAAAUAUCUCACAUGAUGGAAAUAAAAACCUUGGCGCUGCGCCUCCUUCGCCCGCUGCCCCAGAGCUGCAGAGUGCGGGAGGCACAGGGCACUUUCCAGAAUUUGAAAAUUCAAACAGAAGCCAUGUGAUAUCUUCAAAUGACUAAAGUAGAGCACAUUAAAUGUUUCCUGCCCUGAUGAAAAUAAGACAACUGCAUGUUAAAUAAUUGGCGUUGUAUACAUUACUGUUACCAUGAAAAAAAUGAAUAGCAGCCCGUGUCACACCAUCAGCUGGGCAAACACGCUAAGGUUAAAUCUGUGUAUGAAGUCAGUCUCCCUUCUUUAUAAUACUUAUGCAGAUGUUAAGUAUAAACCAGUGACAGCUUUACUGAAGAAACUUAGUGCAUGCAGUCACGUCUACACUACCCUGUGGAGGAAACGACAAUACCUAGCGAUGGGAGCACAGCGGUCAAGGCAAGGCGGAGCAGGAAGCCGACCUGACACUCACCUACAGUCAGGGCAACUUCCUACGACAAGCCACACCUCGCCCGGGGCUCCCAGAUGCCUCACAGGAACGCA
Messenger RNA from Equus quagga, 7314 nucleotides. RefSeq names its product pecanex 2 (gene PCNX2). Gene Ontology annotation, cellular component: membrane. The record is from RefSeq and is a predicted model, not a curated record. Lineage: Eukaryota; Metazoa; Chordata; Mammalia; Perissodactyla; Equidae. The coding region runs from base 164 to 6571 and encodes 2135 amino acids. The transcript has 34 exons.